This is a messenger RNA of Angiostrongylus costaricensis, 1668 nucleotides long. The record is from the annotation of a GenBank genome assembly. NCBI's taxonomy places the organism in Eukaryota, Metazoa, Nematoda, Chromadorea, Rhabditida, Metastrongylidae.
AUGAGUGGGCCUACGCUAGAUAAAGUUCUCAUCGGUGUGCCUGAUCGAUGGAUGCACUGCCCUAAAACUGGAAAGGUGAUUGAUGGACUAUUCUUUCCUUUCAAAACUCCCUUGUGUGCUCUGUAUGAUGACCAAAUCGAGAAGAGAUUACGAUUUCAUCCCGAGCACGUUUUUAACCAUCCUUCAAUCAGAGGAAGAAAACUGGGGCUGUGGAUUGAUCUCACCAAAACAGACCGCUACUAUUUUUGGUGUUUUCGCCCAGUUAGCCAAAGCCGAGAAUGUAUAUAUCGUAAAAUACCUCUUGCUGGUCAUGGAUCGUCACCUACAAAGGAGGAAACCGAUCGUUUCAUAAGACUUGUUCAGGGUUUCACUAAGGAUCAUCCAGGAGAAAUUGUAGGUGUACACUGCACACAUGGUUUCAAUCGUACAGGUUUUCUUAUAGCAGCAUAUAUGGUCAUUGAUUGGGCAGUGGAUUGUGCAGUUUUGACAUUUGCUAAGGAACGUCCAUGUGGGAUAUAUAAGCAGGAUUACUUGGUAGACCUAUUUGAACGUUAUGGUGAUCCGGAUGAUUGUUUAGAGGCACCUAGCAAGCCAUCUUGGGAAUAUGGUGAUGCUGUUGGAUAUGACGAUAGUACGGAAGCUUCCACAAGUGAGGCUGGUGAAGAUGCUAAAGAAGUAGAAGAUGAAGCAGGUCAGUCUCAAGGAAAGCGGUUCAUGGAUGGCAUGGUACAAGGUGUAGUUCUUAUCAAGGAUUCUUUAAAGAAAAAAAUGCUCCAAGGCAAGAUAAAAGAAUUGUGUGGGGCGAAGAGAGAUGGAUUUCCUGGGCUGCAGCCCGUUUCGCUGGAAAGGUCUCGUGAUAAUGACAAUUUGAAAUUGCUAGCGCAGCGGCCAUAUAUGGUCUCCUGGAAAGCGGAUGGAAUGAGGUUAUUAAGUUUUCAAGAUGUGAUUUUUCACUUGGUCGUUUCUUCGUUUGUACUCAUUGUAAUUUUUUUCGGAGAAGUCUUGACCUUACUUUUACUUCCUGUUAACGACGAGAAUGGAAAGACUGUUGAUUUGCCCAGACUUCUAAUAUAUGAUAUUAUUCACUUUGAGGAUGUCCAUGUGGGGAAAGACAAUUUCGAUAUUAGAUUUAUGUGCAUACGAAAGGAGCUCAUAGAGCCUAGAAAUGCUGCAAUAAAGGCAGGUCGCAUUCGGAAAGACCGUGAACCAAUGUCUGUGCGUGUGAAGGACUUUUGGGAGAUGGAAGCUCUACCCAAACUUUUUGAACCAAAGUUCACCAAGAACGUGGGCCAUGAGAUCGAUGGUCUUAUUCUUCAGCCAGUUGACGCCCCAUACACUUGUGGACGUUCUGAUAUAGUCCUGAAAUGGAAACCGCCUUCACAUAACUCCAUCGACUUCAAAGUGGUAAAAGAAGGUGAAUUACCGCAACAUAUAGGGUACCUGUACGUGCAAAACUCGAACGAACCAAUGGCUACAAUGAAGGCUACAAAAAAGUUGUUACCUUAUGACAACAAAAUCAUUGAAUGCACGUUUGAAGUACGAUUGAAUGGCCAAUGGAUCUUCAUGAGGGAAAGAACCGACAAGUCGUUGCCUAAUUCAUUGAAGACGGCUCAGGCAGUUUACAGUAGCAUGGUAAAUCCAAUAGACAAGAAUACAUUGAUCGAGUAG